Molecule: messenger RNA, 1245 nt
Organism: Penicillium robsamsonii
Lineage: Eukaryota; Fungi; Ascomycota; Eurotiomycetes; Eurotiales; Aspergillaceae
Gene: isn1
Product: IMP 5'-nucleotidase ISN1
Exons: 7
Coding region: 1-1245 (414 amino acids)
Biological process (GO): nicotinamide riboside biosynthetic process; nucleotide metabolic process; inosine salvage
Molecular function (GO): magnesium ion binding
Source: RefSeq, a predicted model, not a curated record
AUGACAACGCGAUACAGAGUAGAAUAUGCCCUAAAGACCCAUCGUCGGGAUCAACUUAUUGAAUGGAUCAAAGGUCUGUUGGCCGUCCCUUUUGUCCUGCAUUCCCAGCCCACCGCCAUCUACACGGAAAAUGGGGAGGUGCUGAAGACAGUCGCGGCGGACACCCACCAUCGCUAUGCAGAGAUUAUGCGUGAUGUAGAGAAUUUGAUGCACGAUCACAUCCAACACUACGAACGCAAUGCCCCUGGCAAAUCCAAAUUGAAUCUCCUCGUACCCACCAUCGGUACCUUUUUCACCAAGCUAUAUCUAGAAGAUGCAUUCAAGUAUCAAGACCAGCAGCGAUUUAUCAGCCGACGACGCUUCGUGGCCCCUUCAUUCAACGAUAUCCGACUUAUCCUAAACUCCGCCCAGGUAUUGGGUCUUGUUCGGUCCAGCGAUGUGAAACUAGUCACAUUCGAUGGAGAUGUAACACUCUAUGACGACGGUGCCUGUCUCACAUCCGACAAUCCCGUCAUUCCCCGGAUUCUGCGCAUCCUCGAACAGGACCGCAAGGUCGGCAUUGUGACGGCGGCCGGGUACACCGAGGCGUCAAAGUAUUAUGAGCGACUACAUGGUCUGCUCGAUGCGAUUCACAACUCAACUACUCUCACGGAGGAUCAGAAACAAGGACUGAUUGUCAUGGGCGGCGAAAGCAAUUAUCUGUUCCGCUUCGACCCGACCUCCGACUCCCGGCUCGUCUACGUGCGGCGGAGCGAAUGGUUGCUGGAUGAAAUGCAAUCCUGGAGUGAUAAUGAUAUUGCCGAGCUUCUUGAUAUUGCCGAGUCUGCUCUGCGUGCAUGUGUCGAAAAUAUGAAACUACCUGCUGCUAUUCUGCGCAAGGAUCGCGCGGUUGGUGUCUACCCCGUAAACGGGGUCCGAAUCAGCCGUGAACAGUUGGAAGAGACUGUGUUGGUGGUGCAGCACACGGUCCAACAUUCGGCUGUUGGGGGGCGAUUGCCAUUCUGUGCUUUCAACGGUGGAAAUGAUGUCUUUGUCGAUAUUGGUGACAAAUCAUGGGGUGUGCGCGCCUGUCAGCGCUACUUUGGUGGCAUUGAUCCGGCCAAAACACUACAUGUUGGCGAUCAGUUCUUGUCGGCUGGGGCUAAUGACUUUAAGGCCCGUCUUGCAUCUACAACUGCUUGGAUUGCAAGCCCCACUGAGACUGUGGAACUACUCGACGAGCUGGAGAAGGCGGUGCAUCCGUAG